Messenger RNA from Oryza sativa Japonica Group (Japanese rice), 1244 nucleotides. RefSeq names its product alpha carbonic anhydrase 7. Gene Ontology annotation, molecular function: carbonate dehydratase activity; zinc ion binding. NCBI's taxonomy places the organism in Eukaryota, Viridiplantae, Streptophyta, Magnoliopsida, Poales, Poaceae. Gene Ontology annotation, biological process: one-carbon metabolic process. The record is from RefSeq and is a predicted model, not a curated record.
GAGAGACAACGCAACCAAAAUUCCAACUUGUCAUCCAUGCAUGCAUCCUCCACGUAGCUAGCCCUAUACUCUACCUUAAACUCUCCACUGGAUAAAUACCCCUACAAGCCUAAGCUGCCAUGGCCAACCCCAGAGAGAUCAGCUAGCUAGCUAGCCAGCACUCUGCACAGCACACAACGAAACGCAAACAUGCAUCGCGCACGCCUCCUCGUCGUCGUCGUCACCGCCGUCGUCACCCUCCUGCUCCUGGCGCCGGCCGCCGGAGCCGAGGAAGACGAUCAGUUCGGCUACAUCCCCGGCACACCGAGGGGGCCGGAGAACUGGGGCAGCCUGAAGCCGGAAUGGGCCACCUGCAGCAGCGGCGAGAUGCAGUCGCCGAUCAACCUCGGCCUCCUCGACCUCACCCUGGCCCCCGGCCUCGGCGACCUCAACUACACCUACCGAAACGCCAACGCCACCGUCGUCAACCGUGGCCACGACAUCAUGGUCAGGUUCGACGGCGGCGAUGACGCCGCCGCCGCCGGCGGGCUGGUGAUUAACGGCACGGCGUACCGGCUCCGGCAGGUGCACUGGCACGCGCCGUCGGAGCACGCCGUCGAUGGCCGGAGGUACGACAUGGAGCUGCACAUGGUGCAUCUCAACACCCAGAACCAGACCGCCGUCGUCGGCAUCCUCUACGCCAUCGGCGCCCAGGAUGAGUUCCUGCACAAGUUGGAGCCAUAUAUUAUUGAAGUUGCAGACCAAAAAGAUAAGGAGAAGAUUGUCAAUGGUGGGGUGGAUCCAAACGUGGCCAAAGAGCAUGAUAUCGUGUAUUACCGCUACAUGGGCUCCUUAACCACACCACCUUGCACCGAGGGAGUUAUCUGGACCAUUGUCAGGAAGGUGCAUACUGUGUCGCUGUCUCAGCUUGCACUUCUCAAGGCAGCUGUGGUUAAUGGUAAUGAGAAGAAUGCGAGGCCCCUCCAGGACGUGAACAAUAGGAACAUCGGCUUGUUCAUUCCUCUCCCUCUGAUCAACGUAUAAAUUAAACACGCAUGCAUGACGAACGUUACAGAUGAUUCCUGAAGUCAGAUACUCAUACAUCACUCGUUUGUGUGUUGCUGUUGUCGUCAUUGUCUUACUAAAUAAAUAUAUAUCCACUGUCAAUUUAGAUUUAGCUAGCUUAAUUCGAAAGAGAUGUAUAUAUAUGGUUUAAUCACACAUUUGCAUACAUAGCAUAAUGCAUAUUGAAUGCACAUGCUCAA